This is a messenger RNA of Candidozyma auris, 420 nucleotides long. RefSeq lists its product as uncharacterized. Bases 1 to 420 code for a protein of 139 amino acids. NCBI's taxonomy places the organism in Eukaryota, Fungi, Ascomycota, Pichiomycetes, Serinales, Metschnikowiaceae. The transcript has a single exon. The record is from RefSeq and is a predicted model, not a curated record.
AUGAGACUUCACAUCUCAACUUCUGGAGGACUUCAACGAGCACUCAAUGAAGCCUUUGAAAUCAUCGAGUCCAGGCCCACCUCGGAGCAAGUCUACUACUUCAACUGCACGAACCAUGACUCCCUCCGGCAGGCAGUGCAGAAACAGAAAUUCUCUUGGACCCUGAAUUCGGAAAAGCUUAAAAAUUUCCAUUACGAGCACGUGGAAGACUUGCACGAUUUGAGUGAGAAAGUCAAAGGAAUUGUGCCCAGCUCGUGCCUUAUGGUCGUCGAACACCUUGAUCACAUCGUUUUGCAGCCAACUGCAACUGAGUAUUACAGGCAGAACGAGCUUCUCACAACGAUGCUUCAAAAGAUGGAAAAUGUGAUUUUUCUCGACGACUGGGGUUACUUGGAUAAGUAUCACGUCGUCACCAGUUAG